Molecule: messenger RNA, 5730 nt
Organism: Pseudopodoces humilis (Tibetan ground-tit)
Lineage: Eukaryota; Metazoa; Chordata; Aves; Passeriformes; Paridae
Gene: ABCC5
Product: ATP binding cassette subfamily C member 5
Biological process (GO): transmembrane transport
Cellular component (GO): membrane
Molecular function (GO): ATP binding; ATP hydrolysis activity; ABC-type transporter activity
Source: RefSeq, a predicted model, not a curated record
GGAGAAGCUGCGGCGGGGCCGUCGGCGGGCGGAGACACUUGAGGUGAAAAUACACGUGUAAACCCUGGCGUUUACAGAAGAUGAAAGACAUCGACAUAGGAAAAGAGUACAUUAUACCCAGUCCUGGGUAUAGAAGUGUGAGGGAGAGAGCUGACUCCGUGCAGCACGAAGAGCAGGAAGAGUCUAAUUUUCAGCAUUCUAAACUUAAGCAGAUUGAAUGCCAGGAUGCCUUGGAAGCAGCAGCUCGGGCAGAGGGCCUGCCACUGGACACCUCUGUGCAUUCCCAGCUGAGAAUGCUGGACGAAGAGCAUCACAAGGGCAAAUACCACCAUGGUCUGAAUGCACUGAAACCCAUACGGACCACUUCCAAGCACCAGCACCCUGUUGAUAAUGCUGGGCUGUUCUCCUCCAUGACCUUCUCCUGGCUCACUCCUUUGGCCCACAGAGCAUACAAGAAAGGAGAAUUGUUUAUGGAUGAUGUGUGGUCUUUAUCAAGGCAUGAAUCUUCAGAUAUCAAUUGUAGAAGGCUGGAAAGAUUGUGGCAGGAAGAACUGAAAGAAAGUGGGCCUGAUGAUGCUUCUCUCCGGAGGGUUGUGUGGAUUUUCUGCCGCACCAGGCUCAUCCUUUCCAUAGUGUGUCUGAUGAUCACGCAGCUUGCGGGUUUCAGUGGACCAGCAUUCGUUGUGAAACACCUCUUGGAGUAUACCCAGCAGAGUGAGUCCAACCUGCAGUACAGCUUGUUUUUAGUUUUUGGCAUCUUUAUGACGGAAGUGGUGCGAUCGUGGUCCCUGGCACUAACCUGGGCAUUGAAUUAUCGCACGGGGGUCAGACUGCGUGGGGCUGUCCUGACAAUGGCAUUUAAGAAAAUCCUUAAGCUGAAGAACAUCAAGGAGAAGUCUCUUGGAGAGCUCAUAAAUGUUUGUUCCAAUGAUGGUCAGAGGAUGUUUGAAGCUGCAGCAGUUGGCAGUUUGUUGGCUGGGGGCCCUAUUGUGGCUAUCUUGGGAAUGGUUUACAAUGUGAUCAUUCUGGGUCCAACAGGCUUCUUGGGAUCUGCUGUCUUCAUCCUCUUCUACCCAGCAAUGAUGUUUGUGUCACGCCUCACAGCUUAUUUCAGAAGAAAAUGCGUAGCAACAACAGAUGAACGUGUGCAAAAGAUGAAUGAAGUUCUUAAUUACAUUAAAUUCAUUAAAAUGUAUGCCUGGGUCAAACCAUUUUCUCAGAAUGUUCAAAAAAUUCGUGAGGAGGAACGCAAAAUCUUGGAGCGUGCAGGCUACUUCCAGAGCAUCACUGUGGGAGUGGCUCCCAUCGUUGUUGUCAUUGCCAGUGUGGUGACCUUUUCUGUCCAUAUGAUCCUUGGCUAUGACCUUACAGCAGCUCAGGCAUUCACAGUGGUCACUGUCUUUAACUCAAUGACUUUUGCUCUCAAAGUAACUCCAUUCUCAGUGAAGUCUCUGUCUGAGGCAUCUGUUUCUGUUGACAGAUUUAAGAGUUUAUUUCUAAUGGAAGAGGUUCAUAUGAUAAAGAAAAAACCAGCCAAUCCUCACACCGCGAUAGAGGUGAAAAAUGCUACCUUGGCUUGGGACUUCUCCCACGCCAGCGUCCAGAGCUCACCAAAGUUGACCCCCAAAGUGAAAAAAGACAAGAAAGUCACCAAGAGCAAGAAAGAGAAAAUGAAGCUACAGAAUGAGGGACAGCAAGCUGUGCUGGCAGAACAGAGGGGCCAUCUUCUAGUGGACAGUGAUGACCAUCACAGCCCCGAAGAGGAGCACAAAAUCAUCCACCUGGUUAACCUUCGGCUUCAGAGGACUCUGUACAACAUUGACUUGGAGAUAGAAAAGGGAAAACUUGUUGGAAUUUGUGGCAGUGUGGGGAGUGGAAAAACUUCACUUAUCUCAGCAAUUUUAGGGCAGAUGACCCUGUUGGAGGGGAGCAUUGCAGUAAGCGGGAUGUUUGCGUACGUGGCCCAGCAGGCCUGGAUUCUCAAUGCCACUCUCCGGGACAACAUCCUUUUUGGCAAGGAAUAUGAUGAAGAAAGAUACAAUACUGUGCUGAAUGGUUGCUGUCUAAGGCCUGACCUGGCCAUCCUUCCAAAUGGGGACCUGACAGAGAUUGGUGAACGAGGGGCUAACCUGAGUGGGGGACAGCGUCAGAGAAUCAGUCUGGCUCGAGCCCUCUACAGUGACAGGGACAUUUACAUCCUUGAUGACCCCCUUAGUGCCUUAGAUGCUCAUGUUGGAAAUCACAUUUUUAACAGUGCAAUAAGGAAGCACCUGAAGUCAAAGACUGUCCUUUUCAUCACGCAUCAGCUUCAGUAUCUUGUUGACUGUGAUGAAGUGAUCUUCAUGAAAGAAGGCUGCAUUACUGAGCGAGGCAGUCACGAGGAACUGAUGAAUUUAAAUGGGGAUUAUGCAACUAUUUUUAAUAGCCUACAGCUGGGAGAAACACCACAUAUUGAGAUUAAUAUCAAGAAGAACACAAACAAUUCACUGAAAAGGCCCCAAGAUAAAAGUACCAAAACAGGGUCUGUGAAGAAGGAGAAAGUUGUAAAGAAGGAAGAGGAGGGUCAGUUGGUCCAGUUGGAGGAGAAAGGCAAAGGCUCUGUUCCCUGGUCUGUUUAUGGUGUCUACAUUCAGGCAGCUGGAGGCCCCUUUGCAUUCCUCAUCAUCAUGGCAUUGUUUGUGCUGAAUGUGGGCAGCACAGCUUUUAGCAACUGGUGGCUGAGUUUCUGGAUCAAGCAAGGCAGUGGAAACACCUCUGUGACUUUGGGAAAUGAGACUGUCAUAAGCAACAGCAUGAAAGAUAACCCUCGCAUGCAUUACUAUGCUGGCAUCUAUGCACUGUCUAUGGCGGUUAUGUUGAUUCUGAAAGCUGUUCGUGGUGUGGUCUUUGUAAAGGGAACUCUCAGAGCAUCCUCAAGGCUCCAUGACGAGCUCUUCCGACGGAUUCUGCGUAGUCCCAUGAAGUUCUUUGACACUACCCCCACUGGGAGGAUCCUCAACAGGUUUUCCAAAGACAUGGAUGAAGUUGACGUUCGUUUGCCGUUUCAAGCAGAAAUGUUCAUCCAGAACGUCAUUCUUGUGUUCUUCUGUGUGGGGGUGAUUUCGGGGGUGUUCCCCUGGUUCCUGGUGGCAGUGGGUCCCCUCAUUGUCCUGUUCACAGUUCUGCAUGUUGUGUCUAGAGUCUUUAUUCGAGAGCUCAAGCGUUUGGACAACAUCACACAGUCUCCAUUCUUGUCUCACAUUACAUCUAGCAUCCAGGGUCUUUCCACAAUCCAUGCCUACCACAAAGGACAGGAAUUUCUGCACAGGUACCAGGAGCUGCUGGACAACAACCAGGCCCCGUUUUACCUGUUCAGCUGCGCAAUGCGCUGGCUAGCUGUGCGUCUGGACAUUAUCAGCAUUGCUCUGAUCACAACCACUGGCCUUAUGAUUGUCCUGAUGCAUGGCCAGAUCCCUCCUGCCUAUGCUGGGCUGGCCAUCUCAUACGCUGUGCAGUUAACAGGGUUAUUCCAGUUUACAGUCAGGCUGGCUUCAGAGACAGAAGCUCGUUUCACCUCAGUGGAGAGGAUUGAUCACUAUAUCAAGACACUUUCUCUAGAAGCUCCUGCUCGAAUUAAGAAUAAAACUCCUCCUCUGGACUGGCCACAGGAAGGUGAAGUUGUUUUUGAAAAUGCAGAGAUGCGGUACCGAGAGAACCUCCCUCUAGUACUUAAAAAAGUGUCCUUUACCAUCAAACCGAAGGAAAAGAUUGGCAUUGUGGGGAGGACAGGCUCAGGGAAAUCUUCCCUUGGAAUGGCACUCUUUCGUCUUGUUGAACUGUCUGGAGGCUGCAUUAAAAUUGAUGGAGUGAAAAUAAAUGAUAUUGGCUUGGCAGAUCUUCGGAGCAAACUCUCCAUAAUCCCUCAGGAACCUGUUCUUUUCAGUGGCACUGUGAGAUCGAACUUGGAUCCUUUCAAUCAGUACAGUGAGGAGCAAAUCUGGGCUGCUUUGGAAAGGACUCACAUGAAGGAGUGUGUUGCACAGCUGCCUAUGAAACUUGAUUCAGAAGUGAUGGAAAAUGGGGAGAACUUUUCUGUUGGAGAGAGACAGUUACUGUGCAUAGCUAGAGCUCUUCUGCGUCGCUGCAAGAUAUUGAUCCUGGAUGAAGCAACAGCUGCUAUGGACACGGAGACUGACUUACUGAUCCAGGAGACCAUCAGAGAGGCGUUUGCAGACUGCACUAUGUUAACGAUUGCUCAUCGCCUGCACACAGUCCUGGGCUGUGAUCGGAUCAUGGUGCUAACACAGGGACAGGUAGUGGAAUUUGACACCCCGACUGCCCUUCUGGCCAACGAGAACUCGCGCUUCUAUGCUAUGUUUGCUGCUGCAGAGAACAAGGCUGGGACUUCCUCUUCCCUUCCCGAUGCCAGCAGUGGCUCUUGUGUGGUCCAGUUCAGAAAGCUAACUUGCAGAAAGCAGGAAUGCUGUACAAAGGAAGGAGACAGGAAGGCACCACCCACAGGAAGGGAGCUUUUAUAAUGCCAUAUGGUCUGGAAUAUCUCUGUGGUCAGCUGUCUCUGCUGUGUCUACUACCAUCUCCUUGAGCACCCUCAGCCUCCCUGCUGGUCAGGUGGGGAGCAGAAAUGUCCUUGGCUCUGUGCAAGCCCUGCUCAGCAACAGCUAUAAAACAUCUCUGAAUUAUCAACGCUGUUUUUAGUACCAACCCCAAACACAGCUUGAUACCAGCUACUGUGAAGAAAAUUCCCUCUAUCCCAGCCAAAACCAGCACAUUUUACAGCAAAGGCUGUGGCCCAAGACCAGCAGGUGCCCAAGAUGAGAGAGAUUUGCCUGGGAUAACUGGUUACUGUAUUGUUCUCUGGAAUUUCCAUUACGUCAGUUUUGCUUAUUCUGUCCAAACACAGUGAGUGCAGCUGAUCCUGAUUCAUUAUCAAAAGCUUAGAGCCUCUUCAAGAGAAUGUGUUUCUGCUCAUCUCAUCUGUCUGAUGAGUGGACACACUACACUUGCUUGUGACUUCAACCAAAGUGCAGGUAGGAUUCUUCUAAAAUUACUCUGCAGUUAAACAUGCAGUUAGAUUGGUGUAAUCAGAGUCUAAAGUUGUCCUGGUUGAUGACAUUUCACCUUCUCUGUGGUGAAGGUGUGCAGGGUCAGAUCCUGGGGUUGCUGGGGCUGUGCUUUGCCCAUCACCUGUAGAUGAAAGCCAGGUCAAACAGGCUUAGUGCAUCACUGGAAACAAAACUGGAGGAAGCUGAAUUUUUUCAAGAGGCAGCUGGUGUGAGAGGUGGUAUCAGAAGGAUAAAAGCAAGACAUUUGACUUAUUAAAAGAAGACGUGGACAGCAAAAAUGGCAGGACAAAAUGUUUUUCUUAGUUACAAGGGGGGUUAUUGCAGACGCAAAAUUUAUUUUUGAAGGUGGUUCAAAAGAACACUGAGAAAGUGUGGAGCGCUGUACGCAGCAACCAAAGAGCCUGAGUGCUGUCUUGUUAAUUUUUACUGCAACAGUAGCAUGUGUUUUACUAUAUAUAAGUGAUUACACAAAGGUUUUCUUUAGCUUCAGGUCGGUGGAGGGUGAUACUGUGAUUUGUUUAACCCUUGGUUGAGCAUGUAACCGCAGCCACAAUUUGCUGAGGCCACAAUUUUUGCCUCUGGUGUGACGAUACAGUGGAAACUGAGCUGGAAUUUGGUGCAGAUGCUGCAGUUGUUAGUGUAAGGUUUGGGAGGCUUUUAGAAUGUA